Sebastes umbrosus (honeycomb rockfish) is the source of this 7004-nucleotide messenger RNA. Its product is annotated as C-myc promoter-binding protein-like. The record is from RefSeq and is a predicted model, not a curated record. Gene Ontology annotation, biological process: regulation of Rab protein signal transduction. Lineage: Eukaryota; Metazoa; Chordata; Actinopteri; Perciformes; Sebastidae. Gene Ontology annotation, cellular component: ESCRT I complex; cytoplasmic vesicle. Gene Ontology annotation, molecular function: protein binding.
CUGACACCUAGUGUGUGUGCAUGUGUGUGCGUGUGUGCGCGUACAUGUGUGUUCGUGAACGCGCGGCGGAUACCCAUCACAAACCAAGAUGGCGGCGGAGCGGACAGCCGGCUCGGCACAGUGACUGACAGACGAAGCGUCGCUCGGUCGGACAGCUAACGGUUACACUCUGACACCGACACCCGUACAGGUCACCGACGGCGGUGUGAUGAACCAGUACCGGUAGACGACCCCGGGGGAAGUUGUGUGUGAGGACUACAUUGCCGUCCACUAGCGGGGCAGCCGGCGGGGAUGGGAGAUGAUGGAGGACAAAGGCCCUCGUGUAGCCGACUACUUUGUGGUGGCCGGUCUGACAGACCCGUCCAAGCCGUUGGACCAGGAGAUCCACUUUGAUGACGCCUGCCACAAGACGGCCAAGCCUAAGGCGCCCAUCACCGAUGUGGCAGUGGUGAUCCGUUCAAUGGGCGAGGAGGUGCCGCCAGGUUUCACCUGCGUGGAGGAAACACCAACCGGUCAUUCGGCUGAUCUGAACAAUGGAGGCCUCAUGGCGCCCCAGAUCUUCCUGUGCUACCGGCGAGGUCGAGACAAGCCGCCACUCACUGAUCUGGGCGUGCUGUAUGAGUGGAAGGAGCGGCUGAUGCAGGGCUGCCAACUCAUCCAGACCACGCCCUCCGGUCGUCCAGCCAACAUCAGCGGCAACUCCUCCCAGCGCAUCUACGUCACCUACCGCCGGGCACCUGAGUGCCAGCCACACACCGCCCUGGCUGUCACCGACAUCUGCAUCAUCAUCCCGAGCAAGGGAGAGACGCCCCCGCACACCUUCUGUAAGGUGGAGAAGAAUCUCAACAGCAGCAUGUGGGGCUCCUCUGUCUACCUGUGUUAUAAGAAGUCUGUGGCCAAAACCAACACAAUAGCCUACAAAGCAGGUUUAUUCAGCAGAUAUCCAGAGGAGGACUAUGAGUCAUUCCCUCUUCCAGAGUCUGUCCCUCUCUUCUGCCUUCCCAUGGGGGCCACAAUCGAGUGCUGGCCAGCUAACACCAAAUACUCCCUCCCUGUGUUUUCCACCUUUGUCCUCACCGGAGCCUCCGGAGAGAAGGUCUACGGUGCUGCCAUUCAGUUCUACGAGCCCUUCCCGCUGGAGUGUCUGACUGAUCAGCAGCGCUCCCAGCUGGGUCUCCUGAGCCCGGAUCCACAUAAACCCUCCUCCUCCAGCCGUACGGGGACGGCCACCAGCAGCUCCACUAACAGCACCACCACAACCCCACGCUCCGUCUACACCAACAAGUGUAUCUGUAUGCUCUCCCACUGGCCCUUCUUUGAUGCUUUCCGCAAGUUCCUCACAUUCCUCUAUCGCUACUCCAUCUCCGGCCCCCAUGCCCUGCCUAUUGAGAAGCACAUCUCUCAUUUUAUGCACAAAGUUCCCUUCCCUUCCUCUCAGAGGCCUCGCAUCCUGGUGCAGCUUUCCCCUCAUGACAGCCUGAUGUUGAGCCAGCCAGUAUCUUCUCCUUUACCGCUCAGUGGCGGCCGAUUUUCCACGCUGCUCCAGAACCUCGGACCAGAGAACGCCGUCACCUUACUGGUGUUUGCUGUCACUGAACAUAAGAUCCUGGUCCACUCGCUACGACCCGCCGUUUUGACCAGCGUCACUGAAGCUCUGGUGUCUAUGAUCUUCCCGUUCCACUGGCCGUGCCCAUAUAUUCCUCUGUGCCCGCUGGCGUUGGCUGACGUUUUGAGCGCCCCCUGUCCGUUCAUUGUGGGAGUAGACUCUCGCUACUUUGACCUUUAUGACCCCCCACCAGACGUGAGCUGCGUGGACCUGGACACAAACACCAUCUUCCACAAUGAAGAUAAGCGAGCCCUCACAUGGAAGAUCCUGCCAAAGAAAGCCUGUAAAAACCUGAUGAAUGUGCUGAGCAAUCUCCACCAGCAGCUGGUUGAUGGUCAGCAGCGGCCUGACGGGCUGUUGGAGCUGAGCAUGAGUGAUUCGUCAGAGCUGAGCUGUGGGAAGAGCCUCCACACGCUGGAGCUGGAGAUCCAGGAAGCCUUCCUGCGCUUCAUGGCGGCCAUCUUGAAAGGCUACCGCUCAUUCUUACGACCCAUCACCCAGGCGCCCUCUGAGAAAGCCACAGACGCCAGCUCGCUCUUUGACUUGCAAGGGUUCUGAAGAGCCGCGACCCGCUCACACCAGAAGUUCUACUCGUUGAUGACCAAAACUCAGAUGUUCAUCCUUAUUGAGGAAUGCUCCUUCGUCAGCGACAAAGACGCCAGUAUGGCCUUCUUCGAUGACUGUGUGGACAAAGUGGAUGGUGACAGGCCAGAGGAGACCAGGCUGAUAGAGAUUGAUGAAUCUCAGCGCAGUGAGCACACAGUCCUUCAUCACACUCCCGAGCUUCCUCCUCUGCCCGCCGAGGAGGAAUAUCCACUCUGCUAUAGGUACGAUGGUUUCCCAGUGUUGAGUCUUGACCUGUUUGACCCUGUGGAGGGCCUGCGGACCCCCUCCUCCCGCCUCGCUGCCAGGCACAGCUGUCCCACCAGCCCUGCCCCCAUGUUCAGACGCACCAAGCAGGAGAUCAAAUCAGCCCAGAAGAUAGCCAAGAAGUACUCGUCCAUCCCCCAGCUGUGGUCCAAGUGCCUGCUCCGUCACUGCUACGGCCUGUGGUUCAUCUGCCUGCCAGCGUACGUGAAGGUGUGCCACUCCAAGGUGCGGGCACUUCGCACCGCCUACGACGUCCUCAGGAAGAUGCAGGCAAAGAAAUUGCAGCCCCCUGAUGAGGUGUGCUACCGGGUGUUGAUGCAACUGUGUGGACAGUAUGGCCAACCUGUCCUGGCAGUCAGGGUCCUCUUUGAGAUGAAGAAGGCCGGAGUGCACCCCAAUGCCAUCACUUACGGCUACUACAACAAGGCGGUGUUGGAGAGCACGUGGCCCUCCAGCACCAGAGGAGGAUACUUCCUGUGGAUGAAGCUGAGGAAUGUCGUUCUGGGCGUGGCGCAGUUCAAACGGGCGCUAAGACGACAGGCUCCCCUCACCCAGAGUCCUCUGUCAGAUGGCAGCGACCUGGACGCUGUGAGUCAUGGCAGCCUGGAUAGCUUCUGCGACACUAACCUGGCCGAGCAGGGCCCCUACACCACUGACUCCGCCAAAGUAGACCCUACUGACGAUAGAUCUAGCACAGGGGAUCAAUCAGACCUGGGUUAUAAUUCACUUUCCAAAGAGGAGGUUCGGAGAGGAGACCCCAGCGCUCCGGAUGCUGCCCCUGACAAAGAUGACAAGAAGGAGAGCGACUGCAGCUCCUUGUCAGAGACGGAGAGCACCAAGGGGAGUAAAGACUGCCUCCCUCAGUGUGACUUGGAGGUCCAUUCCUCCUUCAAACCUCGCGGCAUUGUGCGCAGCAGCUGUCCAUACGACGAUUCAUCUUGCAAACCCAAGAGCUCCGCCAGCGCAGGCCAUGUUGCAGGUCUCCUCUUCACUUCCUCCCUGGAUGAGAUCGGUGAGGUCUACACCGACAGUUUGCUCAGGAGACAUAAGAGUACUCUGGAGGACGUGGUGGGCAGCGCCAGCAGCGGCUCGGCUCUCGACUGGCAGGGCAUGAGGGGCCGCCGGCUGAGCGGCGACACGGUGGGCAGCAGCGGCAGUGGCACCACUGUCCUCGGCCUGGGUAUGAGCCAGGGUGAAACUGACCCAGAUAAGAUCGCGGGACACCUGGGCGCAGACGUCAAAAUUCUCUCCGGUGCCAACUUCACUAAGAGUAAGAGGCCUCGUUCGCUGGCUCUGGGUGGGUUAGAGGUGGUGGCUGCUGUCGGAAGUCGUGAUCACAGGGAGGAGGAAGAUGGGACGGAGGGACAGGACUCAAGUGAUGAGGACAGAAGUAAUACAGAGGCCAUUUUUGAUUUGGAGGAUCUGGAUUUAGACAAGCCUGCCGCAGGGGCUGCCAUCAGCUCCCAUAACUCCAACAAAUCUCAUAAGAAACCUGUGGAACGCAGCGUCAGCUACGGUGGCAUGAGCACCAUGACGUCCAGAGGAGCUGUGAAGCGCACAGACAUACAGACAGGCUACGACCCUCUAUCCCUGCUGGCAGCAGAGUCACAGACCAACCAGCAAAAUGAGGAUCAGUACCCAGAGGGGGACGAGGCCAGCACGCCCAGCGCCCGUAGGCACCUGGCCAGAGAGAUCGAGCUCUACAUGAACCACAUGGGCAGCCCGCUGAGCAGCCGUACACCCAGUCUGGACCUGCAGGACCCAGCCAGCCCCCUCCUCCUCCACCCCUCCUCACUCUCUGCCCCCCGCAGAGCCAGCCUGCCCCACGGCUCCCCCCUCAGGACUGCUGGAGUGCCGCGCUCCCGCACCUUCCACCCGCCCUCACCCUCCCAGCCCAUCUCACGCCAGCGUCUAAUGUCGUCGCCUUCCUGUCGCAGCUCUAGCACCACCCCCAGCGCCAGCCCUCGGCCCAGCCCCUACAGGGAGAGGACAGACCGGAUGAGCCUGGCGUCACCUUCGCCCUCCUCCUCCUCUUUCGCUCUGGACACUCUACUCACACCAACGCUUGAUGUAUUCAAGACCAGUGUGGUCUCUGCUGGGAAGGGCGUGGCAGAGAAGGCAAGCCGCUGGUAUACCCGCCUUGCCACGUACACCACACCUACCAAGGACGGUCACAGUGACCGUCUGAGUGUGUCCUCCCUCGGCGUUGGAGAUCCAGACUGCUCCUCCCUGCUGGAUGAGGAGGACUGUGGGGAGUCAGAGGGCCCUGUGAUCUCUCCACAGAGGAACGGCCCCAUGGGGCCCCGCAGGAGCCCCAGACGCAGCCCUCUCUGCAGCAGACUGGACAGCCCCUCUGCAGGCUCCAGCCUCGGGAGACCCACAUCUCUGCUCCCUGGAUGUGUCCUCUCGCCUCCCGGUUUCCCUCUGCCAGACAAGUCGGACCUCGGCUCUUCACGCUACACCAGCAACACCAGCAUCUUCAACAACUAUGCCAUGGAGCUGCUGAUCUCCAGCUGUUCUCGCUGUAAGACGUGCGACUGCCUCGUGUACGAUGAGGAGAUCAUGGCUGGCUGGACGGCAGACGACUCCAACCUGAACACCACCUGCCCCUUCUGUGGAAACCCCUUCCUGCCCUUCCUCAACGUGGAGAUCAGGGACAUGCGAGGACCCGGCAGGCUUUUCCUGAAGGGCAGCCCUUCGGUGGACGAGGCAAUGACCUCGUCGUACUCUGCCUCCACAGGUUUGGACACAGGGACGUCCACCUUGUCCACCCCCUGUCCUACAACAGCUGUCUUCCCUCCCUCCCCUGUGAUUGCUGUCCAGGAGUGCUCAGGGAAUGGAAGGACUCGAUCGACCAGAGCUCAAGGUAUCAACAUCCCCUCUGAGCACAGGCAGGGGUCACUGUCCCCUGCAGCGCCCAUGGCCCGCAGCGUCAGCACCUUUGGUCCUCUGGACGAAGCAUCCCGACUCAACCGCUGUGUGCCGACGUCAGGCAGCCUGCCCAGCCGUCUCCAUGAGACCACGGACCCACUGAGUAUGGAGUGGCGACUCCACAACCCUGAGCCAGUGACGGUUCCCUACCUCAGCCCGCUGGUGCUGUGGAAGGAGCUGGAGAGUCUGCUGGAGAACGAGGGCGACCCGGUGAUCACGGAGUCCGACAUGGUGGACCAUCAUCCCAUCAUCUACUGGAACCUGGUCUGGUACUUCAGACGGCUGGACCUGCCCAGCAACCUGCCCGGUCUCAUGCUCACCUCUGAGCACUGCAACAGAGACUCCCAGGUCCCUCGUCACUGGAUGUCGGAGGACAGUAAACAUGUGUUGAUACAGAUCUUGUGGGACAACCUGAAGCUGCACCAGGACUCAAUCCAGCCUCUUUACAUCCUCUGGAACACAUACAAUGUGGGUUACCCUCUGUCCCGGCCGGUCCCGGAGGAGGAGAAGCCGUUCAGCGAGGAGUUCCUGCAGAGUGUGGUGAAGAGCAUCCAGAGGAAUGACGUCAGCCGGCCGAUGGCUCAACUGCUGCAGCUGCUUGGUCAGACGCUCGGAGUCAAAAGGCAAAGGAGUUUGUACAGGGACAUCCUCUUCCUCUCUCUGGUGGCUCUGGGAAAAGAUAACAUUGAUAUUGAUGCCUUCGAUCGCGAGUACAAGUUGGCGUACGAUCGCCUUGUGCCGAGCCUGGUGAAGCUGACCCAUAACUGUGACCGUCCUCCCAGCACGGGUGUUAUGGAGUGCCGAAGGACGUUUGGAGAGCCUUACCUGUAAACACUCACCUUCACACAUCAUCGCUUUAAGACGAGCUCAGGAAACCUGUUGGAAGACUGUGAAUGUUUUUGAGAAAACUCUUCGGGAAAAAAGGUACAGUUGACAGCGGUCAGCGUUAUGUAGCCUGAAACAAAAAAUGAUCUCAACUAACUGAAGAUGGAAACACCACUCACACCGUUCAUAAACAACUUCAACCUUUGGAAUCCUGUGAAAAUUAUACUGUAAAUACACAGCAGUAGAGGAUUGUUUUUUAGAUGCAACAUUUAUAUUGUAUAGUCAUUCAGCAUAUGAAGACUAAUAUUAGCAAUAUUUUAACUUGAAAUAUUUAUACAAAAUAAGCUUUAUUUAUUGUAGUGUCUUUUCGUUGGGCGUUUAGUGUUUUAUUGUUGUUGCUGGGCAUUUCUUGUCUCGCAGUUUAAACCAUAGUGACCUGAACACCAGUAUGGAUUUAGUGUGUGUUGUAAAUGAUGACUAGGUUUUGUGUGCUUUAUGAGUUAGGGCAUCAAAAAAAAAAGGUUUAAUUAGAGCUGCAAAGAUCAGUAAAUACACAGAAACGGUUUCAGACUGUUGGUCAAAUUUAAGACAUCACAGUGGACUCUGAGAAAUUCUGCAUAGAGAGACGGAGCCCCUCCCUUUCUGGUGUUCGGAAAAAAAAAAUCUGUUUUCCAAGGAGAUAGACAAAUAAUCUUUUGAUCCCAUUUGGAUUGUGGCAUGAAUCACACAUAUGAUGUUUUUCAAUUUAAAAGAUAAUUUAUCAAGUGAAAAA